GUGCAGGUGAGGCAGCUGCAGGAGGACGCUGUGCGCCUGCAGUCGUCCUAUGCCGGGGACAAGGCGGAGGACAUCCAGCGGCGGGAGGGGGACGUGCUGGAGGCCUGGAGGACGCUGCUGGACGCCUGUGACGGGCGCCGGCUCCGCCUCCUCGACACCGGGGACAAGUUCAGGUUCUUCAGCCUGGUCCGGGACCUGAUGCUGUGGAUGGAGGACGUGAUCCGGCUCAUCGAGACCCAGGAGAACCCCAGAGACGUGUCCUCAGUGGAGCUGCUGAUGAACAACCACCAGGGCAUCAAGGCCGAGAUCGACGCCCGGAACGACAGCUUCACGUCCUGCAUCGAGCUGGGGAAGGCCCUGCUGGCCCGGAAGCACUACGCCUCCCCCGAGAUUAAGGAGAAGCUGCUGCAGCUGACGGACAAGAGGAAGGACAUGAUCGACAAGUGGGAGGACCGCUGGGAGUGGCUGCGACUCAGUCUGCCGGUCUACGGGGGUCAUCCUCCUCUAACAGGUCUGCCGGUCUAUGGGGGUCAUCCUCCUCUAACAGGUCUGCCGGUCUAUGGGGGUCAUCCUCCUCUAACAGGUCUGCCGGUCUACGGGGGUCAUCCUCCUCUAACAG
Messenger RNA from Etheostoma cragini (Arkansas darter), 619 nucleotides. RefSeq names its product spectrin beta chain, non-erythrocytic 1-like. The record is from RefSeq and is a predicted model, not a curated record. Gene Ontology annotation, molecular function: actin filament binding. The annotation marks the transcript as partial. NCBI's taxonomy places the organism in Eukaryota, Metazoa, Chordata, Actinopteri, Perciformes, Percidae. Gene Ontology annotation, cellular component: cell projection; cortical actin cytoskeleton; cell junction. Gene Ontology annotation, biological process: protein localization to plasma membrane; actin cytoskeleton organization. The transcript has 4 exons.